ACCGUAUCACUCACUCGCAAUUUCUUCUGGAACGAGUUCGCUCUGUAAAAUUCUUCGCUUCGUUCUCCUUCGAACUUCCUCCCUCUGUUUCUACGAUCAAUCGGAGAGAUGGCGACUCCCAUGGUAGAAGAUACUGAAGAAGACCAGCUCGCCUCCACGCCCACCGACGACAUUCUCAGGGCUUCUCGUCUUCUCGAUACUCAGAUUCGCGCCCUUAAGGAAGAGUUGCAGAGGACGAAUCUUGAGCUUGAGUCAUACAAGGAGAAGAUAAAGGAGAAUCAGGAGAAGAUUAAGCUCAACAAGCAGUUGCCUUACUUGGUGGGCAACAUUGUUGAGAUUCUGGAGAUGAAUCCUGAGGAUGAAGCUGAGGAAGAUGGUGCAAAUAUUGAUCUUGACUCACAGAGGAAGGGUAAAUGUGUUGUACUGAAAACGUCCACUCGUCAGACAAUCUUUUUGCCUGUGGUUGGUUUGGUUGAUCCUGAUAAGUUGAAGCCUGGUGAUUUGGUUGGGGUCAAUAAGGACAGCUACUUGAUAUUGGAUACCCUGCCAUCAGAGUAUGAUUCUCGUGUGAAGGCAAUGGAGGUGGAUGAGAAACCAACUGAGGACUACAAUGACAUAGGAGGGCUGGAGAAGCAGAUCCAAGAGCUAGUUGAGGCCAUUGUCUUGCCCAUGACGCAUCAAGAGAGGUUUCAGAAGUUAGGAAUUCGUCCACCUAAAGGGGUACUUCUAUAUGGACCUCCUGGCACUGGAAAAACAUUGAUGGCCCGUGCAUGUGCAGCUCAAACAAAUGCUACCUUUCUGAAGCUUGCAGGACCACAGCUAGUGCAAAUGUUUAUUGGAGAUGGAGCAAAACUUGUUCGUGAUGCCUUUCAGCUUGCCAAGGAAAAAUCUCCCUGCAUUAUUUUUAUAGAUGAAAUUGAUGCAAUUGGCACAAAACGUUUUGAUAGUGAAGUAAGUGGAGAUAGAGAGGUGCAGCGUACAAUGUUGGAGUUGCUAAAUCAGCUUGAUGGUUUUAGCAGUGAUGAACGUAUUAAGGUGAUAGCGGCAACUAACCGUGCUGAUAUCCUGGACCCUGCCCUCAUGCGAUCUGGUCGAUUAGAUCGUAAAAUUGAGUUUCCACAUCCCACUGAAGAAGCAAGGGCUCGAAUCUUGCAGAUCCACUCAAGGAAGAUGAAUGUGCACCCCGAUGUCAAUUUUGAAGAACUGGCUCGAUCAACAGAUGAUUUUAAUGGAGCACAACUCAAAGCUGUUUGUGUGGAGGCAGGCAUGCUAGCUCUGCGCCGAGAUGCAACUGAGGUGAACCACGAGGAUUUCAAUGAAGGUAUCAUUCAGGUUCAGGCCAAGAAGAAAGCAAGUUUGAAUUACUAUGCGUAGACUAGAGUAUUGUUGUAAGAGGAUGCCAAUUUUCUGUUUGUGAACUAGAAUUAGUUUCCUGUAACCUUACCAAAACUUGAAUGAAUUUACUUUUUGUUUGCUGUUGCAAGCAUCUACACUGUGGCAAGCUGUCUCCAUUAAGACCAAUCAGUAACUUUAUUUUCCUUAAACAUGAAAACUACAAUAAGUGUUUUAAAGGGCA
This is a messenger RNA of Rubroshorea leprosula, 1576 nucleotides long. The record is from the annotation of a GenBank genome assembly. Lineage: Eukaryota; Viridiplantae; Streptophyta; Magnoliopsida; Malvales; Dipterocarpaceae.